GGAGUCUUAUCUGGGGGACGCCUUAACGUGAGGGACGGAAAUAGAGAGGCGGAGGGAGGCGGAAGCAGGGGGACCGACCGGAAGUGGGCAGAGGGGAGAGGCUUGCUGCACCUGCGAGGAAGGUGGAGCGAAGAGGCGAGCCUGAGUGAAGGUGGCUGAAGCGGGGCCACGAAAAUAGCUUUCCCGUGAGCGAUUCCUGGCCGGGGCACCCUGCGGACAAGGCCCCCCCUUCAACAAGAGCCACGGCCGAAAGGGUCCCAUCACGCCCGACCACCUCUUCGACGACCACCACAACCACCAUGGCGGAGUCUGCGGCCAGCGUGGGAUCCACCGCGACUCUGACCGAGACGGAGGUGACCGAGCCGGAGAAUCGCAGUCUGACUAUCAAAUUGAGAAAACGGAAACCAGCCAAGAAGGUGGAAUGGUCAAGUGACACGGUGGACAAUGAACACUUGGGACGGAGAUCUUCUAAAUGUUGCUGCAUCUAUGAGAAGCCUCGAGCUUUUGGCGAGAGCUCGACAGAGAGCGAAGACGAGGACGACGAAGGCUGUGGCAAUGCCCAUUGCAUCCGGGGCCACAAGAAAGGCCAGCGGGGGAAGGCGCAGGGUACAUCGGGAGACCCUGGCCCAUCAGAAGGUUGCUCCCGGAAACCAGAACCGCCUGACCAGAACCACUCCAGGGCCAUGCAGCACUGAAGCCCACCCUGCCAGGGGAUGGGGGAAGAGAGCCCCCGCUCCCACCUGGAGCCAGGGACUAAUGCUGCUCCAACUCCGGGGCGAAGGGGAGGGAAGGGAGGGCCCACGCAUCCAGCUACCCGUCUGUCUCUCAUGCCGGUGCUGACACUGCCUCAACACGGGGUGGGGAGGGGGAGGGAGGGAGGGGGAGGGCCCACGCAUUCAGCUCCCCAUCUGUCUCGUGCCAGUGCUGCUGCUGUCAUCUAUCUCCCCAUCCAUGGCUGGUGAGUCCAUCUGGUGCCACCCAUCCACACCCCACCUAACGUGGAAUGUAUUGACAGAGCCUCUAUAUUGACAGAGCUUUUUCCUCCUGCUUCUUAAUUAAAUAUUUGUAUCAGUGAUGAACAAGGUGGGAAAUCAGUACUGCUUUGGAAAAAGCAGCAAUAGAGCUGCGUCCAAGACCCUUCUAUUGGGCAAGGGUACCUCUGUCCUCUUUUCCCUAUAGUUUCAACCAUUAGGACAAUCCACUUCUCCCUUGCUGUUCCUGAACUCCACUCAAACGCUUCUCCUUUCAUCCCCUGCCUGGUUGAUUCCUGUACUGUCUCUCACUCUGCCACCGUUGCACUCACUGAUCCCUUUGGGUCUCAACCCCACUGCCUCCUUUUGUAUCCAGGCUCCUAAUUCACCAAAGCAAGGAGACUGCUUUUGCCACACAACUGCUUUAAGGCUGCAGCCUUCAGGCCUUUCUGUUCUCUUUCUGCCCACGGGGAAAGUGUAAGUCUUGACUUUGGCUUUUUACUCUUUCCUGUUUACAGUCACGGUUCUCUUCAAGUGAGUUUUUUUUCUAAAAAGAAUCCCACUUUCUGUUUCAGCUUUUAAAAAGAAUGAGAAACCAUUUUUCAUUAUGCUUUGGGAAAUUGUGAGCUGUUUCUUUUCAAGAGGGAUGAAAAAAAAAGACAUAAAGAGAUGAGCCAAGUAAUUGUGGAGUGUAGCAGCUGUUACUGGGUUUUGUGCAUGUGGUGGAUGUGGAAAGAGGCUGAGGAUUGUGUGUUCUUCUGGAAUGUGACAUCUUACCUUUAAGGGGCUUGUGAUCGGUUGAAGAUCGCCCAUGGCAGAACAAAGCAGGUUUCGUCCUCUUCCAUGCUGAAACAGAAGCUCAGCUCCACUUUUUAGGCCAAGCAAUCAUCCUGAGUAAGACCUCACCAUCAAGUCACAUAUGGUACCACAGGGUCCUGGCAUGAUGUGAGGAGGAGGCACCAUCUUCUUUUGCAUGACUCACAAAUCAUUUCCUUGCUCUUGCCUACCUUUGGUUUGAUAUGGGAGGAUAGACAAGGGCCUGUCCUCAGAAUAUCUUUUUUUAUUUUUCCUCCGGAUGUCAGAAUCAGUAUGCUCUUGAUUAAAAAGAAAACUUCAACAAGAGAAGCAAAGAACAUAUUUGGUGAGGGCGUGAUCCUGAGGCCAGUUCAGAAUGUCUUUAAGGUGUUCUGCAAGUUUCUGGUUAAGGUACAUUUCUUCUCUAUUGCAAGCAAGUAUGGUUCUGAAAUAAAAUAUUCUUAAAAGUAUGAAAGCAAGCAACCACUUUGCCCACAGUAGUUCCUCCCUGCUCCUGGUGGUUGCUGGUUUCCGCCCUCCCUUCUCUUUCUUUUUUUCUAAGCGUGAUUUCUAAAUGGAGAACAAAUGGGUGAGAAGGCAAGCAGAGAACCAGCAGUCUGCAUUGUAUAAGGUUUGGCACAUCAUACUAGUAUUUUUGCUGCACAGCAUGUAAUAAAUAGAGUUGCAGAAGGGUGCCCUAUGGGUCCAACACACAUGCAUGCACACACUAUUGUGAUAGCCCUACAUGGGUACCAUGUAUAUUAUAGGUAAGAGUUGCCACAUUUGGUAAAUUGUGGAUAGGAGGAAUCUGAGAGUAAGGCAUCCCUGUUCCGCACCCCCCACCCCUCUAAUCUCACCACUAACCACAGCCAAAUAAAGGGUUCCAAACUAUAGGCAGCAGGGAGAAACUUUGUGAAUCAGGAUUUUUUUUUUUAGUUCUGGUGCAAUACAGUAGAGUCUCGCUUAUCCGACCUUCGCUUAUCUGACAUUCUUAUCCGGCGCCCUUUUUUCCUUCAGCAUUUCCCCUUCAAUUAAAGGAGUGCUCCCCAACUCUCUCUCCAUUCCCAAGAAGUUAAAAAGGCAAGACGAGGAGGAGGAAGGAAAGGGGGGAAAGAGGCAGGACCAGAAGCAGAAGCGUCCUCCCUCCUUCCCUCUGUGAUUUCCACGCUCCUCUUCCACAUCUGGACACUUCCUGCUGGACCUCUCUAGCCCCGAGGCGUUACCUUGCUUUAAAUCUUUGAGUCCCUGUUGUUAGUAUUCUAGGUGUGUAGCGCCACGUCAGAUGGGUAACAGUAGGAGACUCUGUAUUAUUUGAUAUUUUCAUUUAUCCGACGUUCUGCUGUCUCAUUUAUGCCGGAUAAGCAAGACUCUACUGUAUUACAGUCUCUCCUGCAUGAGCAAAGACAGAAAGAUGGCACAUUUAAAAUUCUCAUAUUCAUAUUGGGUGCCUGAAAAAUAAACUGGGGGUAUCCCCCCACUUGCUGGCAUCAGAAGUAUUCAUUGGUGAAAAUAAGAUACUGUUUUAAGAGGGACCAGCAGAACAACUGGCCAUAAUUGUGGCAUAAGUAACUAUAGUUACACUCAAGAAUAUGUUAGGUAAAGUGCUUCACAGCAACAUGCCCUCUUUCUAUCUCCCCUUCUCUUAAAACACCUUACUUUGAAAUAAAAGUGCCUGAGCAUUAGAAUCCAAAUGCCUUGGCAUUCAAACUUGGAUCAGAGCUCCCCAAGUCACUCCCUGCAUUGUUUUAACAAGUCGAUGAAGCAGUCUCAAUGUAAUGUGAUCUGAAAUGCCAACUUUUUGUCGAAAUCUGUGCAAAUGGCAUGUGUGGUGCAAGUGCUGUGUGGUUAUUUGAUCCACUGAUUAAAUUUUGUUUCAUCUAAACACAAA
Messenger RNA from Anolis sagrei ordinatus, 3654 nucleotides. RefSeq names its product protein phosphatase 1 regulatory inhibitor subunit 11 (gene PPP1R11). Gene Ontology annotation, molecular function: protein phosphatase 1 binding; protein serine/threonine phosphatase inhibitor activity. The record is from RefSeq and is a predicted model, not a curated record. NCBI's taxonomy places the organism in Eukaryota, Metazoa, Chordata, Lepidosauria, Squamata, Anolidae. Gene Ontology annotation, cellular component: nucleus.